Molecule: messenger RNA, 2419 nt
Organism: Hyla sarda
Lineage: Eukaryota; Metazoa; Chordata; Amphibia; Anura; Hylidae
Exons: 2
Coding region: 1391-2251 (286 amino acids)
Source: RefSeq, a predicted model, not a curated record
UGUAACAAUUCCGACAAAUAUGAAAAGAACAAUUGGAGGUCCAGCGCAGCACUCAUGUGAAAAAUGCUAUUGUGUUUUAUAGUUAAAAACACGUCACAGGAUUGGUUAAAAACUCAGACAUUAACGUCAGUGACACUAAGACUGUAUGUUCUGUGGCUGCUCCACAUUGAGUAUUGGGUUAAUAUUCGGCACAUCCCACAGUAAGGACCCCCCUUCCCCCUCCUCGCUGCGCUCCAUCAUUAAUCAUCAGACUUUACUCUCUCAGCCAAAUUCUGUAAUUAGACAAACGAGGUCUCAAUGGUGAAAUUUCACAGCAGUUAUUAGUCCUAAACUAAACGUGAGUUGUGCAAAUCUCCAGACGCAGGUUGUGCAAGAAGUCGGGGUCUCGUCUUCUCACAGCUGGAAGAAUGUGUUGCUUGGAAACUGCUUUAAAAAUGGUAUUAAAGGAUAAUGUUUACACAAUAAACUGAUACAGUUUAAGGAUAAGAAGAGUGCUCUGCACACAACACAAGCUGCUCUGCUCUGCCAUCUAUGAAGUCUGCAGCCAACUAUUCGAGGGGUGCAGUUAUCUUACAACAUCUGGAGACCCCAAAAAUUGGGCUGUCAACCGAGAAGGACCUGCGCAGCUAUUCUCGCAGUGAGUUAGGCCUGAGCCUUGCAGUGACGGCUGAUCAAUACUAAAUCGAGAGUGUAUCAAUCCCCAGACACGCUGCAUCAUCACCGGACCUAAUCUAACCCCUAAAUCCGGACGGAUCUGCAAUAUCUACCCUAAAUUCAGAGACUUUCUAAAUACCUCAAGGUCCUCAACAACUGUCAGUCACUGAGCAAUAUAGACCGAAUUAGACUGUUACUGUGCCUUGGAUGUACCGUAAGCACAUAAGUAAAGUUGUUCAAGUUCAAGUUAAAUCUCCUUGUGGACCUUCAGUCAUUUCAUGCAUCUAUCAUUACUGGGAAGGGCGGCGAUAGGCCAGAGAAUUACCUCAGCAUACUAGCCCUCUGCCUGGCGUCACAAACUAUCGGGUUAAUAUUAACCCCUCAUAUACCGAUACAACAUCCCCACUACUAUACACCCCCCAAGGGUUACCACAAAGCCAUUUUGGCAUCACGAACAGGAUACGGGUGUGUGUCUACUACAGUCGCCAUUAGUGAAAGUGUACUCCCCCCAGAAAAAGAACUUUAUUCAUGUGCUGUAAACCGUGUUGCUGUGUACAGGAACGGUGCUUGCGCUGCACCACACAAGGGGGCCAAGAGAAAAGUAAGGGCCCAUCAAGAAGUCGAGCUGGCCGAAUUGAUGGAAAAGCUAAAGGCCCGAUACAAAGAACUCUAUGCUCCCAAGCACGUGCAUUUGCCUUAUGAAGAAAGAGUGUGAUAUCAAGAAAAUACCAAAGAAAUGGAGGCAUUGUACAUCUGUAAAUGGGAUCCCCCCCGAGAAGGGGAGGAGCCAUUAGAAAGAAGAAGAGCAACUGUGGCCAAGUUCAACAAGGUCAGAGGUUAUGGGACACUCCUUGACUGCCACACUGGGCAGACCAUCCUCGUAAACCGGCGAGCAGUGCAAAGGCCAUAUCUCCAUAAAAAGUUCUACACCUUGGGGGUGGGUGAAUUUGGGGAGUACACCCCCGUCCAGAGCCUUUGUGGAGAAUGGGCUGCAGCGGUCACUAGACCAACAGCCCCAACACAGCUUCCUUUCAAAUAUUUCCCGUCAACGGAUUGGGAGUCUGAUCCCUUCAACUUGAGGCCGACAAGGUCUGCUCCUAAAGCCUCCACCAGCGCACCCAAGGAAGAGGAGCUUCAACAGUCAAGUUCAUCAUCUUCUAUGUACAGUAAAGAGUCAGGUUCUUCAUUUUCUACAGAUCGUCGAGAGUCAAGUCCUGCUCAAGUUCAAGAAAGCAAGCCCAAAUUGCGGGCAACAAAGACCGUACCUAGGCCCUUUCGGAGCAAUGAGAGUUUGCCUCCUGCACAGGUACCAACGUAUGUACCAAGGCCCUCUUCUGACAUGGAGAGUUUGCCUGCUUCCAGGGUACCAACGAAAGAGUCAUGGGUCCAUCCUGGUUUGGAGAUGGUGCUCAAGCCCUAUUGCCCCACUGUGAUCCUGGCUAGUAACCCUAUAACCCCUUCUCAAGCUGCCUUUCACCACUCCAUCCUCACCAAUGUGGUGUGGCAAAGCUAUGUCAAUUCUAAUCCUGCCCCUGAUGUUGGCAGAUAUAGAGGAACCAGAAGAGGCACUACAAGAGUAAGGAAGAACAUCUUCUAAAGAGACUCUAAAGUAAUGUCACAUUGUUUUUCUGUCUAACCAUUUUUGUCUUACAGCAACCAAGUUCAAGAAUAGUGCCUAGCAGGACUGUGCUAGGUUUUGUUCCAGUUCAAAGUUCAGCAACGUAACCACUAAGCUUGUGCCUGACUAUUAAGUCAAUAGACUCCU